AUGUCGUCCAGUGAUAGAAGAUCCAGGAAUCGGGACAGACACUAUGAUGAGGUCCCAAGGGACUCAGACUAUCCAGAUGGCACUGUAAGAACCUUCCAGACUCUUCGAGACAGUGAGCUGGCCGUGAGCGCUGAUCCAUUGCCACCACCCCCUCUCCCAUUACAGCCGCCCUUUGGCCCAGAAUUCUACUCAAGUGACACAGAGGAACCGGCCAUAGCGCCAGAUCUCAAGCCUGUAAGACGCUUUGUCCCUGAGUCCUGGAAGAACUUCUUCAGAGGGAAGAAAAAGGACCCGGAGUGGGAUAAGCCGGUGUCAGACAUCAGAUACAUCUCCGAUGGAGUGGAGUGUUCACCUCCAGCCUCGCCCACAAGAUCAAACCAUCGUUCACCCCCCAACUCCUGCAAAGAUCCUCACAGCGGGUCCGAAGGCAGCUGGCGUUCCCGGAAAGAGACUGAGGCCAUGUUUCCUCACGAUCCCUAUGGAUCCCUAGGCCGACACACACACACAGCUCGAACCUACAGCGAGAAGGUAGAGGAGUAUCACCUUAGGUAUUCCUACAUGAAGUCCUGGGCAGGCCUGCUUCGGAUCCUGGGGGUGGCCGAGCUGCUGCUGGGGGCCGGCGUUUUCGCUUGUGUCACGGCGUACAUUCACAAGGACAGCGAGUGGUAUAACAUGUUUGGAUAUUCACAGCCCUACGGCGUGGGUGGCCUGGGCAGUACCUAUGGGGGCUAUUACUACAGUGGCCCCAAAACCGCUUUUGUCCUUGUGGUUGCUGGCUUGGCCUGGGUGACCACCAUCAUCAUCCUGGUGCUUGGCAUGUCCAUGUAUUAUCGGACCAUUCUUUUGGACUCAAAUUGGUGGCCCCUCACUGAAUUUGGAAUCAAUGUCUCCUUGUUUAUUUUGUACAUGGCCGCAGCCAUAGUCUAUGUGAACGAUACCAACCGAGGGGGACUCUGCUACUAUCCGCUAUUUAACACGCCAGUGAACGCAGGAUUCUGCCGGGUGGAAGGAGGACAGAUAGCAGCCAUGAUCUUCCUCUUUGUCACCAUGAUCGUCUAUCUCAUUGGUGCUUUGGUUUGCCUAAAGUUGUGGAGGCACGAGGCGGCUCGGAGACACAGGGAAUACAUGGAGCAACAGGAGUGUGAUAUGGCCACCAGUUGUGAGAGACAGAGAGACCAAGAAGUUAAUUUUAAAGAACUAAGAGCAACAAAGAUGAAACCUGAACUUCUGAGUGGACACAUUCCCCCGGGCCACAUCCCCAAACCGAUCGUGAUGCCAGACUACGUGGCGAAAUACCCUAUGAUUCAGACAGGUGAUGAGCGAGAACGCUAUAAAGCUGUGUUCCAGGACCAGUUUGCAGAGUACAAAGAACUCUCCGCAGAAGUUCAGGCCGUCCUGAGGAAAUUUGACGAGCUGGAUGCCGUGAUGAGGAGACUGCCGCAUCAUUCAGAAAACCAGCAGGAACACGAGAGAAUUUCAAGAAUCCACCAAGAGUUUAAGAAAAAAAAGAAUGAUCCUACAUUUCUAGAAAAAAAAGAACGCUGUGAUUAUCUGAAGAAUAAACUUUCUCACAUAAAGCAAAGGAUUCAAGAAUAUGAUAAAGUAAUGAAUUGGGAUGUACAGGAUUAUUCUUAA
Rangifer tarandus platyrhynchus (Svalbard reindeer) is the source of this 1635-nucleotide messenger RNA. The record is from the annotation of a GenBank genome assembly. Lineage: Eukaryota; Metazoa; Chordata; Mammalia; Artiodactyla; Cervidae.